This is a messenger RNA of Sitophilus oryzae (rice weevil), 506 nucleotides long. RefSeq lists its product as uncharacterized. The coding region runs from base 22 to 459 and encodes 145 amino acids. The record is from RefSeq and is a predicted model, not a curated record. The transcript is spliced from 4 exons. NCBI's taxonomy places the organism in Eukaryota, Metazoa, Arthropoda, Insecta, Coleoptera, Curculionidae.
UGUCAAAGUAGAUAAGAGAAAAUGUCAGAUAAAAGUACUGAGCUAGAUCCAAAUAAAAUAGAAGAUUUUGCUUUUAUUGGUGAUUUUCCGUAUUUUGUUCCUCAAGAAAACAGUGAAGCAGAUAAAGGCGAUGACAAGAAUGAGUAUGAAUGUUCAAGAUGGAGCGAGGAACAAAUAAAUUUUGCGACAAAACCUGAAAAUCAUUGGAAAUAUGAUUUUUUAGGAGACAAAUUUUACUAUGGAGAGGAUGGUCCCAUGUUCAAGUUAGCUUUCUUAGAAGGAUUAGAACCGGAUAAUUCCGGUAGCCUCCAACAAUUCAGCUUUAAAAAUAUUAAUUCCCAAGAGGCGGACAAAAGAACAGUGAAUCCAGACAAAGUUAAUUUUGAGGUAAAGCUAAAAGAUAGCAUUUCGCAAAAAUUAUACAAAGGAAGAAGUAAAUUUAAGAAGAGGUUGUUUUAAAUUUUUGUCGUUUUAAGAUAAUAAUAAAUUAAAUUUGAUAGAUUAUA